Molecule: messenger RNA, 3003 nt
Organism: Glycine soja
Lineage: Eukaryota; Viridiplantae; Streptophyta; Magnoliopsida; Fabales; Fabaceae
Product: probable DNA-directed RNA polymerase
Exons: 1
Coding region: 1-2970 (989 amino acids)
Biological process (GO): mitochondrial transcription
Cellular component (GO): mitochondrial DNA-directed RNA polymerase complex
Molecular function (GO): DNA-directed RNA polymerase activity; DNA binding
Source: RefSeq, a predicted model, not a curated record
AUGCCGGAAAAUAAAAGCGAGAAUCGUGCUAAAAUAGAAAGUUUCUGGGAAGGUGCUUUAAAGGAUAUUUACGAAGAAACACUAAUGUAUGAUAAUAAUGAUGUGGUCCACAGUCCGGAUGAAUGUGUUGAUCCUGAAACACGAAAAAUAAAAGUCCCUAAAUCAGAGUUUGUUAAGACAUAUAAAAAUAGCGUCUUUUCUCUUCUGGACCGUUAUAGAUAUGAAAAUAAUGAUGCACAAACAUUAGAAUCGCUUCAGAGAGAAAUUGAGGAUCUGACUUUGAACUUCUCUGAAGAUAGUAUUUAUAAAACUAGUCCUAACAUUAUGGUAAUGUUAACUAAAAACAACUUGCCAAGUGCUAAGGAAUUCCUUCGUGGAAAGUAUCUUAUGGAUAAAGAAUAUCCCGGCAGAAUGACCAUUUAUGCAGAAAGUCGAAGUGGUGAUAGUCUAGAAACCAGCGGCUCAGAGCUAUCCGACGAGGAGAAUAAAAAUCUAAGAUGUGUACUAUCUGAAAGUGAUAAGUCGUUGUUGGUAGAGUUAGGCGAGCACUCCAUUGAGUGCCUACUGGUUCACACCCUAGGCCAUCUGUUUAAUCUGGAAAAUAUUGUCAGUCUUGCUAGUUUGGUUGAUCGUAUAGAACGCAAUGUAAGGGAUUAUGCCUCAUCGUCAACAUUGUAUUAUAAUAGUAGGGUAUGUAAUCUAAGUAUGGAUGCUGCUGAUAAAGGUACUAAAGCAUCUAAAACUAGAGCUUAUCCCUUUGGUACAGCAUUAGUUGAAUUUUUAGUGAGUCGUGGUCUAUUGCGCUUAGUAACAUAUAAUGUUGAUUUAUUAAAUUUCUCUGAUGAUAGUGGUCCAAAGACUGUUGUCAAAAAGGGCCAUAAUUACUAUAGGAGCUCUUUAGUAUAUGCCGAAUGCUUGUUUAACCCCGCAUUACUUCCUAUAAAGUUAAACCUACCUAUGGUAUUUCCACCUAAAGAUUGGGAGCCCCACAAACCUGAACAGAAACGUAAGUUGUUACAUAUAUCUGAUAUAUAUGGUGGUUAUUUAAGCAACCCUACGGGCCAAAUCUACAGCACUCAACGGAGUAUGAGUUCUCCCGAUGCGAAGAAUUUCUUCAUCUAUUUCGGUGAAAAUAAGUAUCAAGAAAGUCAUAAUAAGCAAAAUAAGUUUUGUACUAGCAUCAGUAGCUUACAGCGUCAAUCCUUUAAAAUAAAUAGUAAUUUCCUUAAUUUUAUAUUAGAAAAUAGGGAAUUAUUAGAAGAAUGUGGCUACUUGAUGCCCGAAUUUCUUUCAAAGGUAAUACUAGCCCAUGCCUCCAGGAAACUUAGAAGUCAUUUUGAAAAGAAUAAGGAUAUUCAAACAAUAUACAAAUUUAGUGAUGUGUACGCUCUAUUAAUAAAGAAUAUGCAGCGGGCACGUUAUGAGUGUACGAUUUUAGAUCUGGCAAAGGCCUACUCUGGAUAUUCUUUAUAUUUUCCAGCAUUUAUUGACUUCAAAGGUCGAAUCUAUCGCAGCGGCAUCUUUCACUUCCAUGAGUGGGAUUUAGCCCGAAGUCUACUAUUAAUAGAUUGUAAAGAUAAUAUAGAAUAUUCUUCCCCUGAAAUUAAUAAUUAUCUAAAUAUGUAUCUAACCGCAACUGCAUUCCUCUAUCAAUCAUAUAAAUAUGAGGAGGAUGCUCUAAAUGAUAUAAAUAAUAAAUUAUUACCAUUACCUAAUCUAGAGUGUAAAGAGAACUUUAAAACGUAUUUAAAGACUUUAGUGAUAGAAUCACGGAUGGCUAAACGGCCAUUCCAAUAUUUAUCUAAUAUUUACCUAUUAUCAUCAUCGGAUUUAAUGUCUUUCGUUGAUCUGUAUAAUUGUGUUCCUGUAACUCAGGAUGCUAGCGCUAGCGCAUAUCAACUGAUGGCUUAUUUCCUCCUGGAUAAGAAUUUUGCGAAACUAACAAAUCUUUUUGAUACCGGCAGCGGUGAGAUAUUUGACAUCUAUUCUCACAUGAGAAUUGAAUUAAUUUCAUUCAUCAAAGACUCUCUUAGUGAGGAGAAUCCUGAGCUAUGCGCAAUUUUGGAUAGGGUCCUAACUAGGAGUAUAGUUAAGCAAAUAUAUAUGCCAAUUAUAUAUGGUAAAACAGCUAAUAGCACAACUAAGGAUCUUAUAGUGAGUCUUUGCCAAGAUCUCUUGCCAAAAGAAUGUACUAUACUGUCGGUUCUAUGCUUCAAAUUUUGGCAAGAAAAAUACAGUUUUAUGUAUUCGUUUAUCCAGCUGAUCAGCCUGGUAGGUCGGGUAUGCUCUUACCUAGAUCGACCAGUCUUGUACAGCACAGAAUAUUUUAGCACAUCCCAGGAUUAUAAAAAGAUGGAAAAACACUCAGUUAGAGUCUUCAACUCUUACUUGAAAAAGGCCCAUAAUGUCACACUCUCGUUUCCCUCAAAAGAGCGGGAUAAGAGGAAAAGUGGGGUAUCCACAUUCGUUAACUUCAUUCAUCAAAAGGACGCGCAAAUUGCUAUGUCUAUUGCCUUCUAUGCGAACUCAUAUAAUAUACCUCUGUACACAGUUCACGAUAACUUCAUAACAAAUAUACAUUAUUUUAAAUAUAUAUCUAAAAUCUAUCUACAUGUCAUAAAGGAAAUGGGGCCCCCUCUUAAAAUCAUUAACCGCUUUAUUUAUAAAAAUAUUAUGGAGCCGGCUAUAGCGAAGGGCCUCUAUAAUAAUGUAAAAGGCUACAAUUUGAAGUCUUUUGAUGAAAGGAUCAUACCAGAGCCUAUUUUAGAUGAGUUCUUAAAAAUUGGACUCAUUUCUCCAGAAGAUGUCACGAAUGCAGCUGGUUUAAAAAAAAUAAACAAUAAGUUGAAACAAAGAUAUCAACUCUAUUGUAAUGCGGUCUGCGGAUCUAAUAAGAAAUUUGAUGAUCAUUUGUUUAAAUGGAAUAGGUUUAGAGAUGCCCUGAUUGGGGAAAAUUGUAUACAUUAUUAAAAUGUUAUUUAAAACCCAUGGGGUAAGGCAUAA